AUGAUGGGGAUGGAUGUUUGUGUUUGUGGAAGACUUGCCGAAGAUGAAAAGAGGGAGAAGGUAGAUUCUAUACCAUUUUAUGAUGAUGAAAAAGAUGGUUAUUUGUAUGACCGAAAAGAAGAUCGGCGGCAAGAGAAGAGUGGGGGAAGAGGGAAGGAGAACCCGACAAAGAAAACGGGUGGCCAAGGGAAAGAGUCAGCGGCUGCUAGAGAAGAAAAACAAUGGAUGAAACGCAAAAGCAUGCAGCAGCCGAAGAAGCUGCAGUCCAAGAAAUCUGCAAAAGAGCUAACGAUCAUAUCAGAUUCAAUGGAUUUCACUUUUGACGCUUCCGCUACUGCCAAGGUCGACCACCGGUAUUCAAUCGGAGGUGAAUUUUGCAGAAUCACGGCGUUGGAAUCAUUGGAGUAUAUUUUCAUUCUUCCUGACGGCAACAUCAGAGCUCCCAGAGAUUAUCACGGUGAAGAUGAUGCGGAUGAGUGGCUGACUACAACUAUUUUUGUUCCUGAUUACAAGUUCCGGAGGAGGAUAGUGUUGAUUGGGUGCAGCAGUGGCUAUUCGGAGUCGCUCAAGAUUAGAAUCAAUCAAUUAGGGGAAUUGGUGACGGCUCCUUCUGAACAUUAUUUCUCGGAUGUGGAGGAGAAUUCUGAGACAUCAUCGCCAUUGGCAGUUUUAGUUGAAGAGAAGCCAGAGAUGACGAUGUUUCGAGGAAAAAACCCUAAGAGUUGGAUUCUAAACUGUAAAAAUUACUUCUCUGCUCGUGAGAUCUUGGAAAGUUGGAGAUUCUUCCUCGUCGAGUUUCAUCUUGACAGUGCAGCAGUGAUUUGGUACCGAGAGUAUAAACUAGCUAAAGGAUCACUCAUUUGGAGUGAUUGGGAUGAAUUUAGUGAAGCUUUCAUUGAACGCUUCGAUAAUCAGGAACUCAAUCAUUCCCUACUUCAUCUUCGGAACAAUCACCAGCUAUUCUUUCAGAUUUUACAGAACAGGAAAAUUUUAGUUGAGGAGUCUAUUGAUAAUUCUGAGGUUUUUGAUGCUGUUAAUUGUGAAAAGGAUGACUUUAGGGCGAAGAUGUUUUGUGAUGAAUUUGUUCCUUUGAGUACUGUGGUCGAUAUAUUGGUUGUUAGGGAAAAUAUGCAUUCCAGUGCUGUAGUAGUUUCUUCUGCCAACCAAAAAAUGGUGAUACAAAUGGUUAAGUGUUCAUUUGAUGCUGACACAAGUGGGCACUCUGUUGAUAAGACUGAAUUGGAGAAGUGGUUAUUCGUUAUUGAUCAUGGUGGACUCAAAGGAACUUUGUGCAAUGAUGAUUCUCCCAUUGUUACUAAUGAGUUUCUUAGAAUUAAGCAUUCACUUGUUGUUGACAAAGUUGGGCACUCAGUUGAUAAGAAGAAACUAGAGAAGUGGGUGUUCCUAUUUGAUCUGGGAGAACUCCAAUGUGAAGUGACUGUGAUUGAUCAAUUGUUUGGGGGUAUUCUUUUUCUGCACAAUGAGGACAAGGUUGCUUUCAAGAGAGAAGGAAGAAUGGAAUUGUGGAUCAACAGGUCAUUAGUUACCUGUAACGAAUGUGGAGGUGCUAUAAUGGUGUUGGAAAGGACUAGUAAAAGGCAUGUUUCUGGGGGUGCAGUAGUUACUUGUUUCAGAGGAAGUAUUAUUGUUGAAGGAACUGGCAAAGUUUUUCAACAUGCCGGCUUACUAUUUGUUGUAGCUUAUUGGUUUGCCUUGGAAAAUGCUAGGGUAGCUACUAAACUAGGGAAGGAAGCAACAUUUGAAAGUUUUUGGAAGUUGUUAAAUGGUUUAGGUACUAAGCUCGCUGGGAGUGAUUCGGAUGCAGGGAAUGUUGUUAGCACAUUCCACCUGAUAGUUAUGAUGUUACCUGACGAAAACCUAAAUAGUUUGGUGCUUGGGAGUGAAUUUGUGAGAGACUCAAUUGUGCUAAUCAUGCCGGAUUUGUGUUCAGUGUUAUUCAGUUUUCUCUGUUUAUGGCAUAUCUUUGAAGACAAAUACAUUUUGAGUGGGAGGGGAUCUGUCCACAUUCAGCAGUUGCAGAGAAUGCAAGUUGUGGUGAACUUUAUCAAAAAUCAAAUGGGGCUGCCAGUUCAAGUAAGUCCGAUUAACAUUUCAACUAUUUGGAAUUCUGUAGCAAAUGGAGAAGAGUCACUUGAGGGCUGUUUUCGAAAAUGGUACCAAGUUGUAAAACUGUUAAUAUCAGGUUGUUUUGGAGACCUUUUACUGAGGAUGGAUAACUCUAAAAGCACCAGAUUUCUUAUUAACGUCAAAUCACCUAUUACACUGGCGAUGACUUUAAAAUCUUGGAUUGUGGUGGCAACAUCCUUCAAAGGGGGGACUCAUUUCUAUGUUGGGGUAGCUGGUUCCUAUGAGAGUGAGUUUAAUGCCAACAAAACCAAGGAUCAAUUCUACCUGGAAAGUUCCUAUUAG
Oldenlandia corymbosa var. corymbosa is the source of this 2430-nucleotide messenger RNA. NCBI's taxonomy places the organism in Eukaryota, Viridiplantae, Streptophyta, Magnoliopsida, Gentianales, Rubiaceae. The record is from the annotation of a GenBank genome assembly.